Daldinia decipiens is the source of this 2400-nucleotide messenger RNA. RefSeq names its product glycoside hydrolase superfamily. The coding region runs from base 1 to 2400 and encodes 799 amino acids. Gene Ontology annotation, molecular function: alpha-amylase activity. Lineage: Eukaryota; Fungi; Ascomycota; Sordariomycetes; Xylariales; Hypoxylaceae. The record is from RefSeq and is a predicted model, not a curated record. Gene Ontology annotation, biological process: oligosaccharide catabolic process. The transcript has 5 exons.
AUGAAUGGUUUAUAUCAUAGGAACGGGUGGUUUGGCAAAGAACCGUGGUGGAAAGAUGCUACUUUCUAUCAAGUGUAUCCGGCAAGUUUUAAGGACUCCAAUGGCGACGGUUGGGGAGAUAUUCCGGGACUUAUCUCCAAGAUCGAAUAUCUCAAUGAACUGGGCGUCGACGUGGUAUGGCUUUCGCCCGUUUUUGAGAGCCCCCAGGCCGACAUGGGUUACGACGUGUCAGACUACCAGAAAAUUUAUGCACCUUAUGGCACCAUUGACGACGUGGAUGAACUAAUAGAAGCAUGUCAUGCUCGAAACAUGAAGUUGAUUCUCGACUUGGUGGUGAACCACACUUCUAUCGAGCACAAAUGGUUCAAAGAGUCCCGUUCGUCGAAGACCAACCCGAAGCGCGAUUGGUACAUCUGGAAACCACCGCGAUAUGAUCCAAAAGGGGAGCGGGUUCCGCCGACAAACUGGCGAGGUUACUUCGCUGGCUCUACUUGGACUUGGGACGAGCACACCGAGGAGUACUAUCUCCAUCUAUACGCGCCUGAUCAGCCGGACUUAAACUGGGAAUCGGAAGCGUGCCGCGAAGCUAUCUACCAGGACACCAUGCGCUUCUGGCUUGAACGAGGCGCUGACGGGUUCAGGAUCGACACUGUUAAUAAAUAUAGCAAGCGCACCGAGUACGUGGAUGCGCCAGUUACAGAUCUAGACUCGCCAUAUCAGCCAGCGCCGGAGAUGUGGUGCAAUGGACCAAGAAUCCACGAGUUCAUCCACGAGAUGCGGACUAAAGCGCUCGCGCCCUAUGGGGCUGUCUCUGUCGGAGAGCUUUCUAACACGCCGGACCCAGGUCAAGUUUUGCCGUACGUUUCGGCAGCGGCACGGGAACUUGACAUGGUCUUUGAGUUCUCUGUGAUUCGAUUAGGUACUGGGGGCAUGUUUGGGCCAAAGUACAUACUCGUGCCGUUCACCCUACAGCAACUGAAAUCAAUCGUAGCAAAAUGGCAGACAUUCAUCGAAGGCACAGACAGCUGGACGACUGUGUUCUGUGAGAACCAUGAUAACGGACGAGCCGUGAGCCGGUUCGGCGAUUGUUCAACGCCGGAGUUAUGGGAGGCGAGUGCGAAAACCAUAGCUCUCUGGCAAGCCACAUUGACAGGGACGUUGUUCCUAUACCAGGGCCAGGAGAUUGGUAUGACAAACAUGCCGACGACUUGGGGGAUAGAAGAGUACAAAGACGUUGAGAGUCUCAACUUCUAUGCCGAAGCAUUAGCAUCUAAGGACCAGAAGAGAAUGGCAGACACUAUGCGGGGUCUGGGUAUUCUUGCUCGUGAUAAUUCGCGUAUCCCUUUUCAAUGGGAUGACUCUCCGAAUGCAGGGUUUUCAGAUAAAAGUGUCAAGACAUGGAUGCGUGUUCACGACGCCUAUCCAGAGGUUAACGUCAAGAAGCAAAUAUCAGACCCUAAUUCCAUAUUAAGUUUCUAUAAGACGGUCUUGAAGCUGCGCAAGAAAUAUAAGGAUAUAUUCGUCUUGGGAGCUUUCCGGCUCCUGAAAGAUGAUGACGAGGCAAUAUUCGCAUACGUGAAAGAAAGCCCCUUUCGAAUAUCGGAUUCGCGAGCGUCGGCGGACGACUGUUCUUCCCGUGGCUGCGAGAAUAAGAGAAUGGCGGUAGUGGUUAUGAACUUCUCCAGGGAUGAACGAGAUUGCCUAGACGUUAGAAGCAUCCUAGGUUGUGGUGACUGGAAUACGGCGCGAUUGCUAGUUAAUACACAAUAUCAAGACAAUAGGGGCUCGAUUCUUGGGAAGGAUACUAUACCGAUGGCUUUAAAACCAUGGGAAGGGCGCGUCUACGUCAAUUUCAACUUGGAUGAUGUCAUCAAGAUGUCGUAUGCUGCCGCGGCUGCGUCUGGUCCGAGGCAAACGCCUGAGGAGGCUGCAGCUCCUCAACCUCCCGAGAUCAUAUCUUCUGAGUCCGCAAGCACCUCGUCCCUUGUCGACGUCGAUACGCCCUCGGUGCGCACCGUACCCUCCGACUUCGGGGAACAAGAAAUCCAGACCGAGACUCAAGCUGCUCGUCAAGAACUAGAGGAUGCUACCGAGCGCGCGCGCGCUGAGGCUCAUCUCGCCAAGAAGAAGGGCACCGGGAAAGCACGAAAAGCCGAUAGCAUUCUCACCCAAUGGUUUGCCAAUUUAAGCGAUGGUGCCAGUACAGCCCUCGUCGUCUCCAAUCUGGCUGCCGUUGUAGGACUUAGCGCGUACUUGGGCUUCAAGGCUUGGGGCUUGUAUGAGCGCGGACGCUUAGGUUGGAAGAGCGUUGGUAUUGGUGCAGGUAUCGUGACUGGUGUUGGUCUGAUAGAAGGAAUCCUUGGAGGAUAUCUCUACAGGGGUAAGAAGAAGCAGUCAUAG